This is a messenger RNA of Platichthys flesus (European flounder), 3188 nucleotides long. RefSeq names its product anaphase promoting complex subunit 15 (gene anapc15). Gene Ontology annotation, cellular component: anaphase-promoting complex. Bases 199 to 663 code for a protein of 154 amino acids. The record is from RefSeq and is a predicted model, not a curated record. The transcript has 4 exons. Lineage: Eukaryota; Metazoa; Chordata; Actinopteri; Pleuronectiformes; Pleuronectidae. Gene Ontology annotation, biological process: regulation of mitotic cell cycle spindle assembly checkpoint.
GUGACGUUUGAACCAGGAAUAUUGGCGGUUAUGUUUUCAUUAUACUUUAUAGUUUUUUUGUUUCUCGACAGGAAGAGCUUAAAUUGUCGGGGUCACAUUAAGUCACCGUCGCUCUCCAGCAGCGUUGUUUUGCAUUAAUCUGAUUAUUACCACAAAUACCGUGUGGCUUCAUUUCUGCCGUGCACCCACCGAGGUUCCAUGCCUUGUGUCUCGGCUAGAAAGCGACUCAUCCCCGCUGUACACGCUACGAGCACAUUGACAGUGUUGUUGUUGUCGUCCCUGUGUGUGGCAGACAUGUCCACGCUGUUCCCCUCUCUCUUCCCCCGGAUCACCGAGACCCUGUGGUUCAACCUGGACCGACCCUGCGUGGAUGAGGCCGAGCUGCACCAGCAGGAACAGCAGCACCAGACCUGGUUGCAGAGCAUUGCGGAGAAGGACAACAACUUGAUGCCGAUUGGGAAACCUAUUUUUGAGGCAGGAUAUGAAGAGGAGGACGAGGAGGACGACGAGGAUGAGGAAGACAGCGAGGAAGACUCUGAAGAUGAAGAAGACAUGCAGGACAUGGAUGAGAUGAAUGAUUACAAUGAGUCACCUGAUGAUGGCGAGAUCAACGAGGUGGACAUGGAGGGAGCAGACCAAGACCAAGACCAAUGGAUGAUAUGAGACAUUAGAUGGUUUUACUUUCCAUCAGACUGAUGUCUGUCUGGCUCUGGAUUUCUGCUCCCCUCUUAAAGCCAUGGCUGUUGCCUCUUGCACCAUGAUAUCCUUCAGAUGAGGGUCGGGUAAAUCCAGCACAAGGGUUUCAUGGUGAGCUGCUGCCAGCCUCCGAGCCUCGGGAUGUCAUUGGACAUUGCUCUGAGUGUUGCUCACACAUUUAAAGUUGUUUAGAACGAAAGCAUGGAUGUAAGUUUAAACACAAGUCAGCCUUUUCUGUGAACCUGUCAAAGCCGUUUCACACAUCGUUGAUGCUGUAAAACACUUGAGGUCCUACUGAUCAGUAACCAGCCUGGCACUUAGCCAAAUAGUGGCAUCAUGUCAUUGCUGUUCAGUGAAUCUAGCAACGAAACUACGACCUCAUCAUAUCUUCAGUCAUGUGCCUCCUCUCAGAGUCACUGCAAAGCUGACACAGUACAAACGACAGCUGACUCAGCAAAAUAAUAUUUCACCUAUGAAGGACUUCACCACAGAGUCCAAUUCUCUUACCCGUUGUGUUUAUAUCAUUCAUUCAGUCUUUUCAGAAGAGCUUUUAAAAUGUUUAUUUAAUUUUUUAACCUUUCAAAAUAUACCCAUUUUCUUUUAUGAAUACACAUGCAUAACCAGCCCAGUUGUCUCAUGUUUCUCUAUAAGGAUUGUUUACCAAGGCUUUUAUUAUUGAAACUGAAAUGAAGGCCUUGACAGUUUGUAAUAAAUUAACUUAUUUUGAUGAAAUCAUGAUUUGUGAAACGUUGGUGUGUGUAUGUGAUGGAUUAGGUUGAGUUAAUGGCCAGCGAGGUUCAAUCAGGACUAGCACUGAUAAAGUAUAAUAAUCUGGAUUUGAUGUUGAUAAAAUGUAAAGUGUAAAUGGUGCUGUUAUACUCAGUUUAUAUUUAACAUGUAAUUGUGAUUGACAGCCACUUUUUCCACUUGAACCAGGCCGGCCCUGGCGAUGUUGGCGCCCUAGGCGAGAUUUCAUAUUGGCGCCCCCCCAACAUACACACGCAAACUGUCGUGCAUCCCCAAUCACUUUUGGACUGUAUACAGAUGCACACACAGGCAGACAAAAUUGUAAGCUAUAAAAAAACUGGACUAUUAGCACAUCAACUCCAUCCAUCUCUCAUGCUAUGCCUUGAUGUGUUGUUUCUCCGCUUCCUUUGGACUAUCCCUCCAUUUGAUGUCCCUUCAGAGUGUCUGGUCGUACCUCAAAACCUUCUGGAGCUGUUUACUUAUUUGGCACAGAAGCACAUUGUGUGAAUAGUUUGAUUUUAUUAUUUUUUUCAACUUUAUUUGAAAUGGCUUUUUGAUGCGACCCACAUACAAACUGUAACUGGCUAUACAGCUGACAAUGAUGCACCUAUUAAUGCUAAAACACACAAUGCAGCGGCUGUGCAUAGAAAAGCACAAAUUUGUAGAAGUUCUUUUUUUCAAAUGGAUAAUGUAAACCUCCCGGUACACAUUGAUGACGGUUCCAAACAUAAUAUGAAAAUACAAUACACUGUUACAUGUCAUUUGACUGUUACACAAGUUAUUUUUUUUAAAUCCAUUCUCCAUUUCGUAAUUCGUACUUGGCCUCUAGAAAGUUAGUAAAUUUGCACACAAGUGAUAGGAAUCCGGAGCUGUUUUGCAAUACAUAGAAAACCUACACUUUGACAAGUUCAUGUUUUAUAAAAACUAUUUCAGAUAAUUGAAUGUUUACUGAUGCAUUUUGAAAUUAUUUAAUUCUUUGCUUUGGGGUUUUAAGCUAUAUUAGGAUUAAGGUGUAAACAGAGACAGUUUCUCUGUUUGAGAAGAACAUUUUCUUCUAAUAUUAAUGUUUUAUUUACAUUAUUCUAAUAGACCUGUAGUUUAUCUAAUUGACGGUUACAUAUGUAAGAGGUAGGUCUUUUAACAGCUCAUUUGUUUUGAAUACACAAGUAUCCACCAUCGCUACAACUGUGUACCCAUCAUCCAUAUGGUGUUUUGUAUGACUUAGUACAAAACUUUUGUGUUGCUUGUAUUGUAUGCAGUGUAAUUCAAUUUAAUUGUCACCAUGACACAGAAUGCUUGUUGCACACAGAGUACCAAAGGAGAUGUGUUGAUAGUAACAUUUAAACCAGGAUGCUGUGCUCUCAACGCAUACUGCAUGUGACUAUGCAGUAUUCUUUCAUCAGCAAAGCUCAUUCAGGACAACAGCUGGAGUGCAGCUGUUUGGUCAUAGCCAUAGAAAGCUAUGGCUGUGUAAGUAAUGAUACUCAUGUGUUAUGUAUUCUCGUUUUCACUGGUUCGUGCUGCAGAAAGAUGGCAAUAUAGUAUGUUGGGCAUGGACUGCCUGGACACUCCCUGUGGUGUCCAUGUUUAAUUAAUUUUCAUAACAGUGAAAUGCUAAAAGUGUUUUUGGAAAUACAGAAGGGACACAUUUGAAUUUCAGGGACGCAGGUUGAGUAAAACAUAGUGUUACGUGGGGGGAGGACUAAUUUGUGUUGGUUUUGAAUAAACUUUUUUCAUUAACCCCA